UGUUGCAGGAAACCAUAUGUCUCUCUCUCUCUCUCUCUCUAUGUGCAAUCCAUCUCUUAUAUAAGAAGGUGACUUGUAGUUUCCAAAACCAAACCUUUCUAGCUGAAUUGAAUGACAUGGAUGUAAUUAUUUAUCUAGAUAAUGUAUUAAUCCCUUUGAGUCUCUUCCUGAUGGUGGGUUACCAUGCCUACCUCUGGCAUUGCUUCAAGUACAAAACCUCUCGAACCAACAUUGGAGUUGACGCAUUAAAGAGGAAAGCUUGGUUCCUAGACAUAAAAGAGGGCGAUGAUAAGAAGAGUAUGUUAGCUGUUCAAAGCUUGAGAAACACCCAAAUGGCGACAAUAUUUACAGCCACAAUAACAAUUCUAAUAAACACAGCAAUGGCAGCAGUGACAAACAACACAUACAACGCAAGCCAUCUACUGAGCAGUACAUUUUUUGGGUCACAAACAGGGAAAAUUUCUGUUCUAAAAUUUGGGGCAGCAUCUCUGUUUCUCAUAAUUAGCUUCCUUUGUACCUCUAUGGGGCUCGGGUUCAUGGUAGAUGCCAAUUUUAUGAUCAAUAUUGCUUCUGAUGAGUUGGUAUCACUUACAUAUACACAAAAAAUAGUCGAAAGAGGGUUCUUGCUGGCUCUUAUAGGGAACAGAGUCCUCUGUAUCACCUUUCCUUUGUUGAUAUGGCUGUUUGGUCCUGUGCCUGCAACUUUGUCCUCUAUUGCACUUGUAUGGGGACUGUAUGGUCUUGAUUUUCUGGCAACUUAGCCAACAGCCAGAACCCCUGCCUAUGAUUAUGUUACAGAAAAAGAUAUACCCAACACCAAAUCAAUCAAUCAAAAAAGAAAGGAUAAAAAUUUGUAAACCUGUAAAUAUUUGUGCAUUACACGGUUUGUAAUAGUUAUAUAUGGAAACUUUCCAUAAUA
Molecule: messenger RNA, 919 nt
Organism: Jatropha curcas
Lineage: Eukaryota; Viridiplantae; Streptophyta; Magnoliopsida; Malpighiales; Euphorbiaceae
Product: transmembrane protein, putative (Protein of unknown function, DUF599)
Source: RefSeq, a predicted model, not a curated record